Paralichthys olivaceus (Japanese flounder) is the source of this 1888-nucleotide messenger RNA. RefSeq names its product Myb/SANT-like DNA-binding domain containing 1 (gene msantd1). Gene Ontology annotation, cellular component: nuclear body. Lineage: Eukaryota; Metazoa; Chordata; Actinopteri; Pleuronectiformes; Paralichthyidae. Gene Ontology annotation, biological process: positive regulation of DNA-templated transcription. The record is from RefSeq and is a predicted model, not a curated record.
CAUUUUGAGUCCUCUUUCAGCGAGGCUAAGGGGAAGGGCACAGGCAGGACGGUGGUGUGUGUGUGCCUCCAUGCAUGUCUCACACCUCACACAGCUCCCAGCUCGGUAAAAGCCUUUCAAAUUCAGCCUCUAAAGAUCCAGUUUCUGCAAACACAAAGGCCAAGAGAACCAUUUCAAAGACAAAAUGUCAUCAGAGGAUUUCAGCUACCUGAUGCCAGGCCACAGUGAGAAACACAGACGGGCCCCGAACUGGACCGAUGGUGAAAUGAAGGCCCUCCUCUACGUGUGGGACGAACACCACAACGAACUGAAAAUGAGCAAGAGGAACGCCAAGGUUUACGAGAAGAUGUCGCAGAGGUUUUUCCAGCUGACCGGGGAGCAGCGUUUCAAAGAGGAGAUCAAGAUGAAAAUCACCAACAUGUCCUUCCAGUACAGGCGACUGAAAUCCACAAUUGCAGAAAACGGGGAGAUGCCGGACUGGCCGUACUUUAAAUCCAUUGAGAAGAUCCUCUCCAAGCCGCUGGAGAAUGGGCGCGUGAACUCUGUGGAGUUUGUGGCCUCCACUGCGGGCCCCUCCACUUCCUCCCAGUCGACAGACAACCUGGUGGCCCCGUCAGAGGAGGGCAUGAUGGGAUUCCUGCCAGAGUACACAGGCUCCUCAGAUGAGAUGGAGAUAAAGCAAGAGCUGGAGUCGUUGAGCUCUGACAGUGACAACACACAGGGAUCCAGUUCCCGUCCUAUUUCAGCGAAGAAGAGGCACGCCAACAAGCAUCUUUCCAUGAAGAGGAAGAAGCUGCGGGUAAUGCAGGCCAUGCUGCAGCAACAAAGGCGGUCGAGCCGAGCUAUCGAAGAGACGUGCAGGGAGGUCCGUCGAGCCAUGCACCAACAGAACCUUCUCCAGGUGCAGUGUCUGCAGCUGCAGGAGCGUAUGAUGAACCUCCUGGAGAAGUUGAUCCAGCCGCCCUCCGCCACGUCAUGGCGUCAGAGUGGAAACCAGGACCCAGGGAACCCAUGAAGCAUGUAGGUUAUGGUUGCUGGGAGAGAUCCUGCCAUGCCAAUAGCCUCUCUGACACAAAAAUAAAGCAUAUUUAUUUUUGAUUUCGCUUUAAUGUUGAACAGAGAGGAGCUAAAACACGCACUUUUGAUUUCUGUAGGCGCGCUCCGCCUGAAUGUCAUUAAUGGAAGUCAAGGACACUUGUAGCAGAUCUUUCUUGAUAAUUAGCACCCAUUAAGAACACUGUGGUGACAACAGCAAGGCAAAAACCGAUUUAUCACUUCAGUUUUGUUUUUACUGUGGAAAGAUGAUUGCAAGUUGGGGCAGUUGGAUGCCAAACCAGGACGAUUUGUUAUGAACCAUAAAUUGAGGCAAUAAUCCCUGUUGUACUGGAGGGGAUUGUCAGCAAAUAACAUCGUAAUCGACACAAAGAGCAUCAGAUUCCAUGUUAGGGGAAAUUUUAUAGCUCUUAGAUAUGUCCUUCUUUGUGUUCAAUAGCAGAACAGUCAGUAAUAACAAAAACACUCUGGCCUCCUGCAGAAGAGACGGAAUUGUGUUUUGAUUCUACAGUGGCAUGUUGAUGUAGCUCCACAGAAGUAACUAGAAAAGACAGGUGCCCUGUCGAGUGGUAAUGUCAAGAUACACUUGCUGAAAACUGUUCGAGGUUAAAUAUGUUUAUAGAUGAUGAAUAGAAUAAAUCCUUUUCAAAUCCAGCAAUUAUGGAAUACAGUGUGUGUCAUUGUGACCCUGCAGACUAAAUCUGUCCUGCAUUAAAUUGAACUGAGUAGAGAGAAUUUAAUGUUGCAUUUGAUACAUGCAGAUGUCAAGACAGAGACAGAAUAGAACGUUUACUUUUCUUUUCAAAUAUUAAAAUGACCUGUUCUCAUUUUGUAA